UCUCCGCCUGCUCGGGGCUCGCCCCCUGCUCCGCGCCCGCCAUAUUGCCGCGGCCUGACAGAGACGGAGAGGCCGGCGGGACCGCCCCGCUCCCCACGCCGACGCCACCAGCGCAGCGCUCGAUGGAGGCAGUUUGCAAUUUGCAUCAUUUUACUAGCGAAAGAAGUUCUGUUCUUCAAGGAAAGGCUUCUUUCAGGGAACAAAGGGAGAAAAUGCCACUGCCUGUAACCCUGGAGCCAGGACCCAUAUAUUUCUUUGACCAGCUGAAAUCUAGAACAAAAGAGCGGGGCAAGAAAAUACCAGAAGAACCACCCACUGAUUUCAAUUCACUCACCACAGAUUCUCAGCCCACGGGCUUUAUUCCCAGCCUGGUCAAAUUCAGGAAUCCUGGAUGUACAGCAGAACAUGUGGAAGGAAAUGAAGACAGUUUCUUAAAAGAUGAAACAGCAAGAAGAGAGAAAUAUCCAUUUCUGCCUCAGAUAUCUGGCACUACCCUAUUCAAAACUAGCAGUGAAGUUCCCAGCUCAAAGCUAUCUCAAAUGCCUUCAGUCCUUCCAGCAGAUGAAGAAAUACAGCCGAGCCUGUUGGAUGAAUAUAAAUACAUGGCUCCCACCAUCUUACAUGAACUCGGAGAAAUAUUGCAGCUCUUUGCUAGCUAUGACAUUAUUUUCCCUAAGGGAAUUGUAAAUCUCCUGAACUACAGCUGGAAGGAGCUCACUGAAGGUGCUGAUUACAGUAAAAAGCACCAGCAGUCCCUAAGGUACAAAAGCAUAAGAUCAGGGAAAAGCCAAGCAUCAGAAGAGUGUGAGAAGCUGGCAUCGGGGUCUGAAUAUAUGGAUCAUGAAAUGACUCAAUGUGCAAAAGGUCGGCGCAAGAAGAGUGUUUUACCUGCAGAUUGUGCAAAGGAAAAAAGGAAUCCUGAAAUGGCACCAAAUAAGCCUCUAGGAAACAAAGGCAAGUAG
Molecule: messenger RNA, 962 nt
Organism: Mauremys reevesii (Reeves's turtle)
Lineage: Eukaryota; Metazoa; Chordata; Testudines; Geoemydidae
Exons: 5
Coding region: 123-962 (279 amino acids)
Source: RefSeq, a predicted model, not a curated record